Molecule: messenger RNA, 561 nt
Organism: Acaulospora morrowiae
Lineage: Eukaryota; Fungi; Glomeromycota; Glomeromycetes; Diversisporales; Acaulosporaceae
Source: the annotation of a GenBank genome assembly
AUGAGAGCCGAGGAUUCACUUUAUUCGCGCGUCGAUCGUGACAAUGUCCGUUGUUUGAAUGAAAGGGUAUCCGGUUCGGGGAAAAACGUUAUUAAACCUUGGCACGAAAGAAAUGACACAACUAAGUAUGUGGAAAGUGACGCCGACGAACAAUUGAUCUUACUUAUCCCUUUCACAGGGAGUGUUAAAUUGAAAUCAAUUUCGAUCAAAGCCGGUCCGGAGAACAGUUGUCCAUCGAAAUUAAAGGCUUACAUCAAUCGAGACGACGUUGACUUUGAUACAGUCGAAUCAUUCACAGCGACUCAAGAGUGGGAAUUGGUAUCAACCAAUGAAAUCGUUGAAUACCCAACGAGGAUGACUAAAAUGUACAACGUAAGAAAUUUAAUCCUCUAUUUUCCCGAAAACUUUGGAGACGAAAUUACAAGGAUCUCGUACAUUGGACUUAAGGGGGAAUGGACAGAGAUCAAGAAAGAUCAAAUUAUAACCAUAUAUGAAGCGGCGCCUAAUCCCGCAGACCAUAAAACUGGCGAAGAAGAGAGAGUAUACCACCCCAUUAAUUAA